AUGUGGCUUACUAUCCCAGCCGUCCUCACUUUGCUGCUUGCUAUCUUUAACCCUAUCACCGCCAAGGUCCACGAGAAGAUUUGUACUAUCAAGAGCGGCGGCAGCAAUGUCACUGAUGAUGCCCCUGCAAUCUUAGAGGCAUUCAAAAAAUGCGGCCGAAAGGGAAGAGUCAUCUUCGAGCCCACAACGUAUUAUGUCAACUCUGUCAUGAACAUUUCUUGGCUCGAAGAUGUUGAAAUCGACAUUCACGGAACGCUUCUGUGGAGCAGUGACAUCUUUUACUGGCUGAAUAACUCGAUGGAAGUCGGGUACCAGAACCAGUCAACAGCAUUAAUAAUCGGUGGUAAUAACGUCCGCAUCAACGGUCACGGAAACGGCACGUUCAAUGGUAAUGGAGACUAUUGGUACCAAUGGAUCAGUGAGCAGCCAAACACAUCUAACUAUCCGGGACGACCGCACGCUGUGACCUUCGACAAACUUACAAACUCCGUCAUUCGUGGGCUUAAUUUCUUGAGGAGUCAAAUGUGGACGAUGUCAAUUAUUUAUUCUCACCACGUAUUGUUUGAAAAUAUCCUCGUCAACAACACUGGAAACUGGGCACAAAGCUCAAACACCGACGGAGCCGAUACCAUCCGGUCAUCUCAUAUCACAUUCAAUAACUGGACUGUCUACAAUGGAGACGACAGCCUCUCCAUGAAAGGCAAUAGCACUGAUAUCACUAUCACAAACAGCAAGUUCUACAAUGGUCUAGGCAUUGCUAUGGGGAGUAUUGGGCAAUACAAGGACCAAUUUGAGACGAUUGAGAGAAUCACAGUCAAGGACGUCGACUUCCACAAUACAUUACAUGCUUUCUAUGUAAAGACCUGGACAGGUGAUCAGAAUGGAUACCCACCGAACGGCGGCGGCGGCGGGCUCGGGUUCGCCUCUGGGAUGAAGCUCACAAACCUCACAUCAACUGGACUCCGCGGGGCCGCGUUCGCAAUCUCACAGUGUACACGGUUCUCGGGUGCGCCAGGCGAGGGUAACUGCACGAAUUCGAAGUUCCAGAUCCGCAACGUGCAGAUUGAUAGGUUAUCAGGUACUAGCGAUUCGACACAAUUGGCGAGUCUUCAGUGCAGCGCUGUGGCACCAUGCACCAAUAUCACCAUCGCUGACGUAGACCUGCACCUAAAUAAUGGGACUGCAUCAAACGAGUACCUUUGUGGUAACGUUGUGAACCCGGCUGGGUUCAACUGUACCGGUUCGCCGUGUGUAGGGGGAAGUGCCACCGGGGGGUGCUAA
This is a messenger RNA of Penicillium lagena, 1281 nucleotides long. RefSeq names its product putative exo-polygalacturonase. The record is from RefSeq and is a predicted model, not a curated record. The coding region runs from base 1 to 1281 and encodes 426 amino acids. The transcript has 6 exons. Gene Ontology annotation, biological process: carbohydrate metabolic process. NCBI's taxonomy places the organism in Eukaryota, Fungi, Ascomycota, Eurotiomycetes, Eurotiales, Aspergillaceae. Gene Ontology annotation, molecular function: polygalacturonase activity.